Tigriopus californicus is the source of this 2602-nucleotide messenger RNA. Its product is annotated as solute carrier family 12 member 8-like. Gene Ontology annotation, molecular function: potassium:chloride symporter activity. The transcript has 10 exons. The coding region runs from base 493 to 2469 and encodes 658 amino acids. The record is from RefSeq and is a predicted model, not a curated record. Gene Ontology annotation, biological process: potassium ion import across plasma membrane; potassium ion homeostasis; cell volume homeostasis. Lineage: Eukaryota; Metazoa; Arthropoda; Copepoda; Harpacticoida; Harpacticidae. Gene Ontology annotation, cellular component: membrane.
CAGCUACACUAUCUUAUUUCAGAUAACACUUCGAGCGUCCAUUUGGAAGUUCUCUUUCAGCUUGGGCAAGGAAAUUUUCCUGGGUAGCUGGCUGGAGCCUUAUCAUUGGCAAGAGAGAAGUGGUUCAUAUCAAGGCGUGCCUGUCCGUGGAGGACGGAAUCAACAACUUACUCUCCAUGCGUGUGCGUGGGAGGAAGGACGAGGGCGAAGAAGGCCUUGAGAACGGACCAGGUUGGAGGCCCUUCUUUUCUUAGCUAUUUCAACUGAGAAAAGGCCAUGGAGUGGUGAGCGGGUGGCACAUCAAACAUAUGGGAUAAUCAAGAUCCGUUCAAGACAUCUGAUUUGUGAAGCUGAUAAGAUCCCAGAUCGAAUAUUUGGGGCCCAAAACUCCAGACAACCUUCCCCAACCACUGCCAUUCACAAUGAGGCGUGUCAUCUGAGGGUUGGAGCUACAGGUUGUCGAGAUAAAACAACCAUAUUGGGAGGCUCACAAUGGCCACUUCGACCAAUGGCUCUUCUAAAGGUGAACCUAAUUGGAGUCGAUUUGGUUUGGAGGGUGAGAAGCAGCCUUUGAAUCCAGGAGGCAUGCCACCAUCGAGUGGUGCGACUGGUUCCAAUCUCCUGGCCAGUCAAGUGCCGCACGACAAUGAGUUGUUCGCCAAUGAUCUGGGAUCCAAGGCUCCUCCUUGGUGGUUGUCACACUUCUUGGUGUCCGAGCGGGUUUUAUUUGGCACCUGGGAUGGUGUUUUCACUUCCUGCCUCAUCAACAUAUUUGGUGUCAUCAUCUUCCUCCGCUCAGGUUGGAUUGUGGCCGAAGCGGGAAUUGGCAAUGCAGCCUUGAUUGUCCUUUGCGCGGUGGCCUUGAUCCUGAUGGCAGUGAUGGCUGCCAUUGGAAUCUGUGAGCGAUGCCAUGUUCAAUCUGGUGGGGUUUAUUUCCUGAUUGCUCAUGUUUUGGGAUCAAGACGUGGAGCGGCCGUUGGCAUCAUAUAUGUUCUUGGACAGGCAAUAGGCAACGCCCUUUGUGCGACUGGAUUUGGCGAAUCCAUUGCCGGGGUCAUAUCGGAGACGCAUUCACCUUUGAUUGAGCGUUUCAUCGCCGCUCUGGUCAUCAUUGUCCUGACUUUAAUCAACUUGGCGGGAGUGAAAUGGGUCAUUCGACUCCAGUUUGCUCUAUUGGUCAUUUUGUUGUUGGGAGCUGGAGACUUCGCCAUUGGCUCGAUUACUCACCAAAGCCCUAAUCAAGGCUUUGUUGGCUGGAACACCUCGGUUUGGUUGGGAAAUAGCAAAGCCAACUACACGGAACAUCACAAUUGGUUCAGUGUGUUUGGCGUCUUCUUCCCCGCAUUAACGGGCGUAAUGGCUGGAAUUAAUAUGAGUGGCGACCUCCGAAACCCAUCUCAGGAUAUUGCAAUUGGAACACUUUCAGCGGUGGCUUCUUGCUCGUUCCUGUACUUGAUGUUCAUGCUGGUGUUGGCUGGGACUUGCGAUCGAACGGCUCUCUUGACGGACUUCAUGAUUGCGGAAAAAGUCUCUGCUCUAGGGUUCCUCCUACUCUCUGCACUCUACGUAUCCUCGGUGUCAAGCUGUUUGGCGACCCUGUACGGAACUCCGCGGGUACUGCAAUCAAUUGCGGCAGAAAACGUUCUCCCGGCCUUUUCCUUCUUAGCUGAAGGGAAAGGUCCGAACAAGGUUCCAAUCAAUGCUCUGGCACUCAUAUCAGCCUUCACGUUGUUCUUCAUCGGUAUUGGAGACAUGAAUCGUUUGGCAACCUUGGCUACGAUGCCCUUUCUUAUCACGUACGGCAUGAUUGAAUACUCCUAUUUCGCCCUAAGUAUGCAGUUUGACCUGAAUCAGCAUCGGCUACAGAAAUACCAUGCCAAUGGAAUUGGUUCACCGACUUUUGAUGCCACUAAGAAGCAAAUCACCAAUGGACGGAAAGCCAGUGUGGGUGGAUCAAGUGUGGCUUCCAAUGACACGGCAUCCAGUGUGGAUUCGCACGGGGAUCCCAAGGGAAGGAACGAGGAAUUCGAAGAACUGCUACAGAAAUACAACGUGGACGAAAUUGAUGCCAAACCACGAAACUUCUACUCACCAUUUUGCAAUCGUUGGAUCAGUUUGGCGGGGUGUGUCAUCAAAUUAAUUUUGAUGUUCCUGAUCAAUUGGACAUACUCCGUACUCUCGAUCCUCUUGUGCAUUGGGAUCUGGUUUUACAUUGGACACACUGUAUCUGGACCAGAAUCGGGCAUUGCAGCGGAAUUCUCCAUUGUGGAAUUCGUCAAAGGACUUUUCGCCAAGCUUACUGGAGCCUCGGUGAGUGUGACCCCAAAUGAUCAACGACUCGUCAUCAAUCCAAUCCAACCGAAGGUGGAAACACGUUCGUCACAUUUGAACGAGGUCAAUACAGACUUUGCUGAUCGGUCUCAAUUCCAUCAGACACAUACCGUUCAAGGGUCACAUUUCAACGACUAAAGGCUUCAGUCCUUCAUUGAAUUGGUUCGUUUAUCUUAACUAAGACCUCCCUCAAAUAUCCAGGCCACGGCAACAAAAUCUAUCAAGUUAUUCUCAUUCAAUGUUACUCUUAAAUACAUGGGUUGUGAGCAUG